AUCGUCAGUUAUUCCAAACUUCUCUGAUACUUCAUAGCCGCAGCUCAAAAAUCAACGAUUCAUCAACAAUGAAAACCCUCUUUUUGGUAUUGGCUCUCGCGGUUGUCGUCUUGGCAAGUCCCGCUGAUGACAAAAGUUCAGGUGAUGGUCACUUUAAUGGCAUCUUGAAAUUUGACUUUACCGGUGACAGUAAUUUCAAAGGCAAAGUCGAAGCUCUGGCCAAAUCUGUAACAGACGCUCUCAAAGGAAUCGGUUUCAAUGGCGAAUUCAAGAGUGAAGGAAAUAGUAAGAGUAUAGGUCAUCUCGUUGGUGAUUUCAAAUAUAGCGGCAGACGUUUUGGCAAAACAAAUAGCACUUCUUCUAGUUCUACCCCUGCAGAUUUUUAUCCAUACUGGCAACGGAACUAACCACCGAAAUCUCCCGGCUUUUAACUUGUAGCUAUUUCGUAUCAUGAUGUAGCUCUCUAGUAGAAAUAUAAACGUAGACAAUAGCACGAUAAA
Phymastichus coffea is the source of this 500-nucleotide messenger RNA. RefSeq lists its product as uncharacterized. The record is from RefSeq and is a predicted model, not a curated record. Lineage: Eukaryota; Metazoa; Arthropoda; Insecta; Hymenoptera; Eulophidae. The coding region runs from base 69 to 407 and encodes 112 amino acids. The transcript has 3 exons.